Molecule: messenger RNA, 6981 nt
Organism: Porites lobata
Lineage: Eukaryota; Metazoa; Cnidaria; Anthozoa; Scleractinia; Poritidae
Source: the annotation of a GenBank genome assembly
AUGGCGGAGGGCGAGUUGAAUGUGGAUAGUAUAAUAUCCCGCUUGUUAGAAGGUUAGGAGACUAAAAACUCUACCUUACUUCAUUCAGUUAGUAUUGUAUAGACUUGAUCUAAGCAUUACCUUCUUUUCUGCAGCUCGCGGUAGACCAGGAAAGAGUGUACAACUAGCAGAAUCGGAAGUUCGCGGGUUAUGCUUGAAAUCAAGAGAAAUCUUUUUGAACCAACCCAUCCUGCUGGAAUUAGAGGCUCCUCUUAAAAUCUGUGGUAAGCUUUCUUGUGUUAUGCACAAAUCCUUUCACUGUGUUCUCAGUCGAUCACAGUAGUUCUCUCAUUUGUGAACCGAGUCUUCAUUUUGCGAGGAAUGCAGAGCAGAGAAAGCUUACAAAGCUUCUCGCGGCUUAGAUUUGUCCUCACUCGUCUUACUAGCGCCGGCCGGCUUGAAAAACGCUAUAUAUUCCUGAAAAUUAGAGGCUUAAAUCUCUAUCAGAUAUUUUUCGUAGCUGUUUCUCGCAUUUUAGCAUGUGGCACUAAGCAAAUAGCGAUCUCCUUGUGUUUGGUAUUUCAGGAUUGGAGUGACCUAGCCUUUUCCGUCAAUUUGCGGUAAAUCAUGAGCACCAAAGUUUACAACCAAAAGUUCUAAUAUGUUCAAAAUAAGGAGUUUUAGACUAUAGUUUUCUGAGUUAUCUAAUCAUAAAGGCAUUAGUAUAAAAAAUCUUGAGGCUAAAGGAGAAUUGUAAAAUGUGUUGAGUAAUAUGCAUGACUGCCUCUGUUGUUUUUGGACCUGAUAGAUAGUAUCCUAGUGCUGUUUGGAAAAACAGACUUGAAACAAGUAAACAGGCUUGCUCACGUCUUAUUAGAAAGAAAAGAAUAUCUGACAUCUAAGUCGAAAUGAAGUAAUUUGUAAAUUUUCUCUUAUUUCCAUGAGCUUUACUCCGUGUACUCUGUUAUGUCUGUUGUCGUUAAUUAAGACUAAUUUUUCGAGGGAGUUCCCUAUUUCCCUGUUAUUUAUACCUCUCUCACUUCAUACCCAUAGUUAUGUUAGGUUUCGUUGAUUCCUAUGGGGUAUGAACUCGAUUUUUCCUGUUUACGCACCGUUAACAUCAUUACAUAUUGGUGAUCGGUGCAAACAGCAGGCUAACGCAUAAAUAUAUCCUGUACGGUCAGUACGGUUACAUCUUCCUGUUGGGUUGUUAUGCAGUUUUCAUCCUGGGUUGAAAUCUUUUCUUGCAUGGAAAAGGCAAAGUUUUUCCACCUGUUCAAUAAAUAGGAGACCAAUUGCACAAAGUAAUGGUACAGUACAUACAUUUUCAUGUGGCGAGCUACUUUGAUUGUUAGUUCAUAUAGUGUAAACUGUGUUUUAAUUAUUAUAAACGAAAAUAAUUGAGUGAUUCUUUUUUCAAAUGCAAAUAAUGGCAGUAACUUAACUUACUUUGUGAAUUUUAAUGCUGGUCAACUUACAGUGUUUGAAAGGUGGGUUAAUAGAGAAAACCAAAGUGAUAUUUUUUGCUUUGAAAUUUCGUGUGAACUAUAGCCUUCUAUUCCUUGUGGGUAGUGUCUACUUUGACAUUACGAUUACAGAUACAUUUGAGCAAACUUUGGAUAUUGCAGUCCCCAGCCUGGCUGAUCUUUCUCAUCUUGCCAAAUGUGUGUAGAUUUUGUAAACACUAUGUAAAACACAUGUUUGUCUGCAAGUUGUUUUGAAUUUUUAUUUUCAUUGGGGAACUAUAGGGGUGCUGUUACACAGAUAAAAAGAGUUAUUUUGCUUUGUUUUUAUGGAAUCUGUGCCACUGCAAGGCAUGUUGAUAAUAUCUGUAAGUAAUAUUUGCUAUUUCUUCCCUCAGCUGUUUCAGUGUCCCUAACUUCUUCACUUGUUUUUUUUUUGUGCAUACAUUCAAACAGUAACCUUUCUUCAUUUUAUUUAUUGCAUUAUAUUUAUAAAAAUUUUUUGUUUCUCAGUGGAGUCUCAUAAUAUUUUACCACAACUUAAUUUUGCUACACACUGUGAAAUUUUUAUAAGUUAAAGCUGUAUGAUGUGAACUUGUAGACACAAGAGCUUUCAAACAAUAAAUUGGUGUUUCAGGUAAUUGUACCUGAGAUAAAAAGUUAACUACAAGUCCAUGUCACUGAGGGCCUUUAGUUAUGGGCCAUGUUGCUUAUACCGCUCACUUCUAUGCCAAAUGUCGUCUUCAUUUGCAAGACAGGACAAGACAUUCAUUGAUCAGCUUCUAAAAUGAGCUGUGAAAUAGUUCAUCAUAAUAAAAUGUAGAGCUUAAUAGCUUUUUAAGAGAUUAGUCUUAACUAACACAUGUAAUCAAGUUUUUUUUUAGGUUCUUAUAUUUUUCCACUACUUAUUUUUAUAUUACAAUAACAUACUGUAACCUUGCAGUGGGUCAAGGUAGGUGUCACUAAGAUUUCAAGUUAGAGGCUGUAUGCAAUCAGUUGAUGGGGAACUGAACUGCUAGGAGGUUGUUUUUCCUUUUUUCCUUAUGAAAGUAGCCAGGGUCAUGCUUCAGGAAGCUGGGAAAAAUUCCUGACCCUUGGCUCUUACUGACAUCCCUCAGUGUGAUGAUAUACAUGUCAGUAGUCCAUUUGCAAAGACACUCAUAAGAAUGUAAAGGCACUUAAAUCUAUGAGAUUGUCCUUACAUGAUAUACACUGUGAAUGUUUGCUGCACUUGCAUUGCUUUAGUGCCUUUCUGUGCCUUCUUUUUUGUCUCUUCCUAUAGUUUUCUCUCCCAUUGGCUUCCUUUCUUGGUUGUUCACAGCAAUCUGUAAAGAGGAACUUUAUGUAUAAACUCUGAUCUUAAACUAACACCAUCCUUUAAAGUCACCACUACAGCUUUGUACAUGUACAUGUUAAUACAGUUGUUUUUUAAUAUACGUGUACAUGCUGUCCAAAAACCUGUUCGGGACAGUCACUUUAAGGAUUGGCCAACUGACCACUAAACACAGCUUGCCAGUUUGAUAAAACACCAAUAUGAAAAUAACUAUGAAACUAUCUCAGACCAUAGAAUGUUGGCAAGUGACCUUUUAAUACAAAAUGUAAAGGUGAAUGUUUUACACAGGUUUGCUUUGUACAAAAUACUUAAUUUGGUAAAUUAAAGUAUAAAACAUCCUGUCUUUUCUCACUGUCAAAAACACAGCUGAUGUUGACAGUAAAAUGGCCACUGUGCUGUUAUGCUUAAAUACUUAUUUGUGCUAAUCUAAUAUUUUGAAAACUCCUACAGGUGACAUUCACGGGCAGUACACAGAUCUUCUAAGGUUGUUUGAAUAUGGGGGAUUUCCUCCAGAGGCAAACUACUUAUUUUUGGGUGAUUAUGUGGACAGAGGGAAGCAGUCUCUAGAAACCAUCUGUCUUCUGUUGGCAUACAAGAUCAAGUAUCCAGAAAACUUCUUUCUGUUGCGGGGAAAUCAUGAGUGUGCAAGCAUCAACAGAAUAUAUGGCUUCUAUGAUGAGUGUAAGUAGAUUUACCGAUAUGAACAACGUUUUUGUGUAGCCCAGCAAUUUGGUUUUGUAUUGGUAUUCUACUUUUCCUUUAAGUAUUUUUGUGUGUUGGCUUUUGAUUAUAAAUUAGUUGUCAAAAUAUUUUUUCCUUAAAUGUAUGAAGCGAGUAGUUUCUAAAAAACUAACACUAACACUGUUACAGUACGGCACGACAUCAUUUUAAUCAACAGUUGUGCAUUAACAAAUGGAAAGUGAUGUUGCUGCUUGCUGAAUGAGUAUUAAGCUAUUCGGCAUUUUUUAAAAGAUUGACUGUCAUUCAGCAAGUUGUAACUUGAUAAAUGGAGUGCAGCUGUCUAUUUUCAUUUAACAAAAUACAGUUCAAAAAGCAGGCCUGUAUAUAUCCUGUUUUAUAUUUUGCAGGUAAAAGGCGGUAUAACAUCAAACUCUGGAAAACAUUUACCGACUGUUUUAAUUGUUUACCUAUUGCUGCUAUAGUUGAUGAAAAGAUCUUUUGCUGCCAUGGAGGUGAGUGAAUUUGAAACAUUGAACAGUCUUUUCUAAAUUCAUUUCAUUUAGGAGUUUGUACUAAACGCUGUAUACCCUUUUUUGUUUCUUACUAGGUCUCUCACCAGAUUUACAGUCCAUGGAACAGAUUAGAAGAAUAAUGAGACCUACAGAUGUCCCAGAUACAGGUUAGUUAACCAUACACUGGUCUACAUGCCACUGGCCUUGUGUACAAUAUGUACAAGGCAUAAUCAUGUUCUGGCACAAACUAACAACAAUGCAGGAAAAAAUUGCGGAAUAGUGAUGCAUAUGAAUAUAGUGUUAUUCCUCACGAGGCGGUGGUUUUUAAAUUCAUCACGCGCACAGCACAUGGAUUGUAAUGGCCUGCAAACUCAGAUGGCCCAUGUAUGUUUCUAUAUAUCUGCUGUUGUGGGCGGCAUUGACUUCAUUGACAAACUUGUUCUGUUAUUUUUGCGGCUGUUUUUGCUAUCAAGAAAUGCUUUUGGUGAUGAAUUUUUGAUGGCAGAAGUGUUUUACCGGGAACAUUGAAGCAAUUUGUACCAUAAGCUUCAAAAUAAGAGCAAAAUCGAGAUCAAAGAACCCAUUUCAGUGGGCAGAAGAGUUUGCUCCUGUUGCAGUUUAUGUGUUGGAAGACCCUUUCAGUUUGGCUUCUUGCCAUCAAAACCUUGCUUUUUAUUCUACACAAAAAUAGUAAGUCAAUGCUAUAUGAAAGUAUCUUUUAUACCUUUUUUUAGGCCUUCUUUGUGACUUGCUGUGGUCAGACCCUGACAAAGACACCAAUGGCUGGGGUGAAAAUGAUAGAGGUGUUUCAUUCACUUUUGGAGCAGAUGUAGUCAGCAAGUUCUUAAACCGCCAUGAUUUAGAUCUCAUUUGUAGAGCCCACCAGGUUAGUUAAAAUUAAAAGGUAAAGGGCAUAAAGUAAUUCCGGCACAUGCACAAAAAAAUCUGCAGUGUCUGCAAUAAUGGCUCAAGUCUCUCUAUUAGGUCACUAAUGCAAAAGUCAGUCAAUAUUACAGUAUCAUGACCUUCAUGUAUCUACAAUUUUAUGGGAUUUUUUAGAUAAUUUUUUAAUAUCAAUGUUUUGUUGUGAUAUUUUUUUCUGUGCAGCUAUGGUUUGCUGCACAGACUGAUAAAAUGGAAGGGUCUUGAAUGGUCCUAAAAAUGUAAAUAACUUUAUGAGGCAUUUCUCAAAUAAAGAAAGGUUUGUGACUGUCUUUUAUUUUUCUAAAAACAAUAAAAUAUAGUUUUAUCAACUGAGUUGCUUAAGUAAAGUCAUCUCUGAAUCUUAAUACACUGCGUUUCACUCCCCACCCCUUUAUUCUCUCCUUAGGUUGUAGAGGAUGGUUAUGAGUUUUUUGCCAAACGACAACUUGUUACAUUGUUCUCAGCACCCAAUUACUGUGGAGAGUUUGACAAUGCGGGUGGAAUGAUGAGUGUGGACGAAACUCUUAUGUGUUCUUUCCAGGUAAGGGCAACACAAUAACACUCUGUUUUUUUCCUCCCCCUUUAAUGCAUGAAUGUAUUGUAAAAAUGAACCAGUUGUGCAUUUCUCAUACAAUGAUUAUAUAAUAUAGGAACAGUGAAGUGAUGGUUUUCUGUUUUUGGGCCUGAUCUGAAACCAACUUGAUCAAGAGAGUUGUCAAGACUAGUUUACACAUGCAAAUAUGCGAGAAUGACCAUGAGCAGCGUCUGCAGAUGUAGUAACUUGUGGUUAAUUCAUUGGAACCUUUUGUUCUUUCACAAGGUUGUAAUGUUCAGGAGGCUAUUGCAACUACAUGUGUUUUUUGUGCUUUUGCUUGCAUUGUGUGUGUAGGCCAGUCUAAUGACUUCAGUGAAUACCAAUUUGCAAGGCUACACUGCAUGACAGACAGUUGGAAUUGCUCCCGACCCCAUUAUUCAUUAUUUACACAGACAUCCUGGUAAAUAUAUUUGUAAGUAAGUCAAUGUCUUGUCAUUAUUUUCCUUCUCUCGUCUAGAUUCUUAAACCAUCAGAAAAGAAAGCAAAAUACCAGUAUGGUGGUUUAAAUUCAGGGAGACCUGUUACUCCUCCAAGAGGGCCACAAAAAGCAAAAGGAAAGAAAUAGACAAUCAUCCUUGUGUUUAAAAUACUCUGGAAAACAAAUGUCACUUCAUUGUACCAAGAUGGUAUGAUACACACCAGAUGAACUCUUUGUUUGUUUAGUAGUUUGCCUUUAUAAGAGAUCAGAUCCAUUCCUCCUUGAAGUUAAGAUAUUUUUGUUUUCUUUUAAUGAGGAGGCAACAUUUUUGUGGUAUCCAAGAUUCCACAUUGUCUUGUUUUUGGUACCAUAGUAAUCAGUCACUGAUUAUACAACAACAACCUAAAAAAGUUUUUCUACACUUUGGUCUAUUUACGCUGUCAGAAUGAACUAACGAUAAUACAUCCCACAUAAUUAUGCAUAUUAAUCUUCGUUAUUUUUGGUUCCAAACCUCAUAGAAGUUGAAGUGAGAAAUAAGUGUAGUUUGUAAGUUUUCAUGCAUCAUGCACAUUUUACCACUGUUUAUAUUAUUUUUAUCGUACACUGUUAGAAAUGUCAGAUGUGUCACAAAAGCUAAUCAGCCAGUGAUUAGCCAGCCCUCUGCCUUAACAGAAUGUCAUUGGUUGUUUAUCUUUUUUGUCACAGUAAGGCUGAUUUUAAAACUAGUGUUGUUUUCAUUUUGUGUUUGUAUGUUAGCUACUUUACAAAAGUGUGUAACUAUAAUAAAUUAAACCUAAAGAAAAUUGCUCAGUGUAGUUGCAACUUUUACAGUUGCAAGUAGUUUGAGCGUGUCCGUCCAGGUGAAUGUAGUCGUGAAUAGGACUGUUGAUGACAGUUCUGCAAAGAAUGCUGGAAAAGGUCCAUACAAGCCUGAAAUUUUUCAGGCUAUCUGUUUGCAAUAACAAAUGUAAAAGUUGAUUCUACUACUGCGGUGGUCUUAUUUAUGUUUAAUUCUUCAUUUGGCUGUUAGUAUAUGAUUUUCAUAUAUUUAUCAUUUCAACGUAAAACCACAGCUG